AUGGAUGCUGCUCAUGCUUAUGGAGACAACGACAACAAGCCUCGAUUCGAUUGUGCGUUGGUAUUAGUCAUCGCCAUCGUCUUCCUUAUCACCGUCGGCAUUGUAGCCACCGUCGUCUGCGGCGUCGCCAAGGAGCUUGCAAUCAAUCCUGUAGACCCCACGUUCCAUCUCCAAUAUGCCACCGUGUCCCUCCUCAACUUGUCCGCCUCGGAAUUCACCACCACGUGGGACGUUACGCUCGUUGCGUCCAACCCCAACCACAAGCUCAACAUUUCCUACGACAGCCUGCAGGCCACCGUCUUCUACGGAACGGACCACAACGAAAGAGGCAGAGUCUUGCUCGCGACAAAGCCGGUGCCGCAUCCGCUAGAGUGUUCAACCACAAAGGCCAAUACCACUCUACGUUUCAAAAUCGAAACGGUGUCCGCGUACGUCGGUGAUGUCGUGGCCAGGGAAAUCUCGGACGGGAGAGCUCGUGGAAUGGUGAGGUUUGAGCUCAACAUGUUGGGCUGGUAUAAAUAUACCUCGUACAUGACAAAUGCCAGAAUGUUUCAGGCCUCGUUGAAACUGUUCAGGUUUGGAUUUUUGCCGGGUAAUUGGACCGGGUCACUGGCAGGAACGGGUCUGUCAAGUGAGCCUUAUCGGAUAAUUCCUAAGUAUUGUAUUAUAUAG
Molecule: messenger RNA, 672 nt
Organism: Prunus armeniaca (apricot)
Lineage: Eukaryota; Viridiplantae; Streptophyta; Magnoliopsida; Rosales; Rosaceae
Source: the annotation of a GenBank genome assembly